This is a messenger RNA of Lotus japonicus, 1531 nucleotides long. RefSeq names its product probable inactive receptor kinase At1g48480. The transcript has 4 exons. Gene Ontology annotation, biological process: protein phosphorylation. Bases 482 to 886 code for a protein of 134 amino acids. The record is from RefSeq and is a predicted model, not a curated record. Gene Ontology annotation, molecular function: ATP binding; protein kinase activity. NCBI's taxonomy places the organism in Eukaryota, Viridiplantae, Streptophyta, Magnoliopsida, Fabales, Fabaceae.
CUUUUGUCUCUCUCCUAACAUUACCCUUUUACCCCCCUCCUUUACCCUCUCUUCCAUCUGACUCUCAGGUUCUCCGAUGGCCAUGUUAUGGCCUCCGAUGACCAUGGUGGGCUCCGGUAAAGUGCUCCGCCUGCUGCAUCACCGCAGAAGAAGAAGCAGCUGAGGGUACUUGUGGCGGGUGAAGGCAUCGGUGGGUUGGUUUUGCUUUGGCCGCAAAGAGAAAGGGGUUUGAGGUUUUGGUGUAUGAGAAGGAUUUGAGUGCUUGUGAGAGGGGAAGGACAGUACAGGGGUCCAAUUCAGAUACAGAGUAAUGGUUUGGCUGCUCUGGAAGCUAUUGAUUCAGAUGUUGCUGAUCAAGUUAUGAGGCUUGGUUGCAUCACUAGUGAUAGAAUCAAUGGGCUUGUGGGUGGAGUUUCUGGUUCUUGUCAGAAGUGUGAACAUUUAUAGCACGUUGUAAAACUUAUCAGCUACUGCAUUGAAGAUGAUCAGCGACACCCUUCUUGUUUAUGAGUUUAUGACCCGUGGAAGUCUAGACAAUCUUCUAUUCAGAAGCAAAGUGUUUGAGUUGGAGGAUUUGCUGAGAGCCUCUGCGGAGGUUUUGGGAAAAGGGACUUUUGGGACUUCGUAUCAGGCGGUUUGGCCUGUGGUGGCUGUGAAGAGAUUGAAGGAUGUCACCAUUUCUGAGAAGGAAUUCAAGGAGAAGAUUGAACUGGUUGGAGCAAUGGAUCAUGUCAAUUUGGUCCCUCUCAGGGCUUACUAUUAUAGCAGGGAUGAGAAGCUUCUUGUUCAUGAUUACUUUCCAAUGGGAAGCUUAUCUGCACUUUUGCACAAGACGAACCAAAGGAUUUGCUUUUUGAAUGUCAGUUACAGUUAUAAGAAGUUAUAAGAAGUCUGGUUGUAUAAUCUAUGAAUGAAGUUUUUUUGAGAGAAAUCUAUGAAUGAAGUUAUAAGAAGUCUGUUUCUGUCUAUGCUUCAGACAGUUACAGUUCAUUGAAAUGCAGAAGCACAAGGAUUGAGUAUGUAUAAUUCUCUAUUGUUCUCUAUCACGUACCCUUACUCUCCACACUAAAUUAUUCUUUGAAAGGAGUGCAGAAAAUUUCCUAGUUAGCUUAUAGUUGCUUCAGUAGAGACCCCAAAUGUCGUCCUAACAUGGAUGAAGUUGUGAAGUCUCUGACCCCGUUGCUGAUCUUAAAGACCUCGCAAUCUUGUCGUAUCACUCUCGUUUAUCACAGCAAGGGAGAAUAAAGAAGAAAUCAGAUGGAACUCUACAUUUAACUUACACUCACUCCAAGAGCAUGAGGGCUUCAAUUUAAUUCUAUUUCUAUUGAGACAAAUAAUAGUUAUAGUAUGUAAAAAAGAUUUGUUUGCUUCUAGUAUGCUGUAUUCAAUGUAUAAACUACUUGACAUCUGAAAAAUUAUGAUAAGGAGAACCCAUGAAUACUUUGGUCUCAACAAAAUUGAGCAUCCAACUCCAUUGUAGCUAGUCAAAAGUCACAUACACUUGAUAUUGCUACAGGUUCUGUUUUUUUUU